Molecule: messenger RNA, 4989 nt
Organism: Malassezia pachydermatis
Lineage: Eukaryota; Fungi; Basidiomycota; Malasseziomycetes; Malasseziales; Malasseziaceae
Product: ndufs5 domain-containing protein
Exons: 3
Coding region: 1-4989 (1662 amino acids)
Biological process (GO): mitochondrial respiratory chain complex I assembly
Molecular function (GO): guanyl-nucleotide exchange factor activity
Source: RefSeq, a predicted model, not a curated record
AUGUCUGAAGACGGCCGCUCGUCUUCAGGCUCACGUGUGGGCCAUUAUCCACUGAACCAUACGCUUGUCGACGUGCCGUCAGGGGCACCGCGGCGGAGUGGCUCGAGCUCCGGCCGCUACUCGCGUCCAGGAAGUGCAGGCAGUGGGGGCAGUCAGACGUCCAAGCCUAUGCCAUUCACGCAGGCACGACCGUCGUCCAGUCGCCAAAGCAUGGAUGAGCCGCAUGAACCCGUGUCCGAAUCAUCGUCGGGAUUGCGGCAUGCAAUGCGGCAGGCGCGGCAUAUGUUCCCCUUUCGACGCACUCUGCCCAGUGACGAGUCCGAUUCGGGACACAAUUACGAGCGUACGUCACAACGCCAUGCUUCUUCAUCUAGCUCGCAUACGGGUACAGUCUCGUAUGCGUCAGAAACGCUAGAGUUACCGCCUCUUCAGCGGAACGAUAGCAAUACAUCUCACCAUUCACGUACCUCCAGCGGGGCAUCAGGUCAUACCACACCUUCUCGCACAGGCUCCCUUCAACGCAACAUCCGACCGUAUCCUGUGCAAGAGAUACCUGAACCUGCCAAUUCGUCGUCGGUCGAGGCUGUAGCGCCUGGACCGGCAUCGACAGCCCCUACCACGAUAACACCGUUCUCUAUACCACCCCCGCCACCGCCACCGCCACCCUCCGAGGCUGUACCUGACAAGCGCACGCUGUUUUUGCGGGCGCGCACGAAAAGCAUCGAUCAUAUGCAUCGCUUUCUUAAUCUGCGCAACCUGGCAAAAGAAGGGAAAGAGAAAAUGAAAGGGAAGAAGAAGAAGCAGGAAACGGCGGCCAUGAUACCUACCUCUGCGGCUCCCGAUGCGAGUACUACUUCGAUGGAGAUUUCGCCACCUGUGCAGCGAGAUCGUGCCGACUCUAAUGCAUCUUUAACCCUUCCUGCCAUGAGCGCGCUGCAGGAAGAACGUGGCGUCGUAAGUCCCUCUGCAGAUGAGAGUGUGACGGCCGACUUGGAUCCUGUAUCGAGCGCUGAGCCGCCACUAAGCAGUCAGAUCUUGUCUAGUGGCACAGGCGUGCAUGCAUCACCAGGGCUGCACCCUACCGCUCCCUCUCCACUCACACUUCGCAAUGGCCCAGGUACGAAUGGAGGCGCACCGAUGACGCCCUUGUCGAUUUCGCCGGCAGGCUCGUUGGUUAGCGGUCUAUCCACUUUGCCCAUGACGUCCACUGAUGUGUCUACACCACCUACGUCGUCUUCGGCACCGUUGGUCUUGGAUGAAGCGGAUACGAGUCUCUCCAAGCAGCUGCCUUCGGUACCUGCCUCCUUGUCUGUGUCGUCAUCCUCGUCGUCUUCCCCGUCGCUCACAUCCGCACCAGGGUCGCCCUCGACGUCGCCCCCUGUGCCUGCAACGGCGGAGACAGACGCGCCACCCAAAGGCGAGGCAGGUCCCUUCUUAUCUCCUUCUACCUCUACGGCAGGCGUUGUCGCUGCGGCCUCACCGGCGCACAGUCCCAUGAAGGCCGUGUCGUCUGCUUACUCCAUUACCUCGGCGGACACGCAAAACUCUUUGACGUCUCUGGCUACGGCGAAUGAAAUGGUCUCCGACUCGUUGUCGGCAAGUCCAGAGCGUGUCCGCCGCCGACGUUCCCGCAGCCUGCAAGGCGAUGUAUCCGCGACCUCUGCUUGGUCAUUACCACGUGGACCGAGCGUGGCAGAGGAUGUGGCGCAAGAAGCGGAUGAGGGUGAGACAGUAGUGCAUGCCACGUCUGCCUCCGAGCCUGCAGCAACCGAGACGGAUGGUUUCUCUGCCACAGCGGCCGAUGGCAGACUAGAGACGCCCAUGGAUGGCUCGACACCUCUGCGGUCAACGCCCACACACGGUAUGGCGUCGCAGAUGGAGUCGAUGGGCUUGCACUCUGAUACCGUGGCUGUACUUAUGCAGGACGAUAUGCUGAUCGAUCCUAAUUGGGAAGCCUGGCAUUCCAGUGCGCAGCCUACGCCGACGCUGGAACGAGGCGCGCAGGAUCUGCUGGACAAUCUAGGUCUAGACGACCUGGAGGUGGGGACACAUACGCACAGUCCCGUCUUGCCAUCGCCCGUGGAGGAGACGCAUGGCGACGAUGCAGGGAUCGUGCAUGGUGUCACGACUGAUAUGUCCGUGAUGAUUGUCCCGUCAGCCACCUCGCCCGCCUCCAAACACCUUCGAACGGAUUCACCUCAUCGUCAGCCCCUGUCGAAUGACGGCAUCUUCUCCGUAACCAGUGCGCCUCCCAUGUCAUCUCGUACCCCUCCCCCACCACCCUCGUUGACCGAGCAUGGGAAUCAGGAGGCUGUUAUGCCUCUUUCGACGAGUGCAUCCACGAGCCCGACCAAGACACAGGGUAGCGGUGGUCCGCGCACAUCGUCCUUGCGUGGCACGCAACGCUCGCCUUCGCCCACGCCCAAGGGUCCGAAAGCCGCAUUGUCUAUGGUGCCUGGUCGCACACCAUCACCCAAGCUGCCUGUGCCGAUGGCCCACACCUGCUCGGCCCCAGCCGCUGAAAAUUCUGGGCACACGGAUGGCAUCGAAAUCACCUCGUUGGCAGAUACUCGCACUCGGCCCAUUAACCGAAUCUUGGAACCUCUUAACAUCCGGGCAUUGGCCUCGACGACGACGUCCACGUCCUCGACGUUGACGAGUGAUCUGGAGCCAGACAGUGCGCCUGCCACGUUGCCCACGCCAUGGUCGAUGCGGUUCCGCUCGAAAGGGACGGAGACGCAGGAUCUCUCUUCUUCUACAACGUCAGGACCAUGGGCGCUGUCGGCUGGGAUUUCCCCAACACGCAGCUCGAUGGACGACGAGACGCAUUGGGCCCAGCCUCGACGUCCUUCGGAAGAUGAUCCAUUACGGGCCCGGCCGCCUUUACGUACCUCCAAGUCCUCCGGCUUGUUGUCUGUGAUGGCAUCACAAGCGCAUCGGAUCAAAAAGAAUGCACGUGAAGCAUGGCCGCCUGGCGGCGUAGACGACCUGGAGGCUCCCGUGGCUACGAGUGUAGAUGACGACGAUGCAUCUUGGCGCGGCCGAUCAAAGCUUACGCGGUCCGAUGGUACCGAUCUCCCUGCUGCUUCUCCAUCCAGCGCACAUGAAUUGUCUUCGACGACAAAAGAGCCGCCGAAGAGUGAUACCCCUACGCGGAUGUACCGAUCUCGUCGGAACAAGAGUCAGCCAACGCUGCGCAUUGUAGACGAUCGCGAGUUCUUGGAAGCCCUCGAGCAAGUGCGUAUGCAGCACAAGGAACGACUGGCCAAUCGAGAACGAGCCAAAUCGUCGCGCAAGGCCAGUAUGCCGAAUCUCCGACCCUCGCCUUCGUCUACGCGGCGUCCUCCUAUGCCCAGCUCUCGUGGCAACAGCCAGCACAAUAUUACGACAGCCGACAAUACCCCCCUUCGCUCUCGCGCUUCGUCCACAGGCAGUCGCGCUGAGCUGGAGCCAUUGCGUUUGGCCAACGUUGCCACCCCUGACAUUCAUACGUCCACACCGGAUGUAUCCACGAGUUUCCUGGAUCUCGACAGCGUUGGGUCCGAGUCGCCGACGUACGUCAGUGACGAUGACAGCAGCGUGCCUAUGCCUGGUGCAAGCCAGAUGUUUAGCAUUCUGUCACCUACCACAUCAUCCACCUUGCUCCCUGUGGACUCUACACACGGCGAGAACGUGGAUCAGGUGGAUGGUUCCGAGGGCCACUCGUUGUCGUCGGAUCACUCUGAACCGAUUGUCAAUGAGCUGGGUAUUGGACAUACAACAGGCAACGCACCCAGUGCGCCUUUUACGAACGACGAUGCAUGGAAGAAAGAAGUCAAAGCAUUGUUCUUGAUUCGUGAGUUGGUGCAAACGGAGCGAAGUUAUGCGGCCCAUUUGGAGAGCCUGUUGAUUGUAGUGCUCAAGUGGACGGGUACUACCUCCUCGACCAGGCUUACGACCAAUGUUCUGAUGCCAACGCAUCCUUCCUCGUCGUCCCAAUCGUCCGCCUCGUCCUUGUCCACGCCCCUUCGUGCUCAGACCAGCGCACCAGUACCGCCUCAUCUUCUUACCCUACGAAAAAUGCUCCCGCAACUUAUAUCUGUGAGCCGGACUUUGGUGUACAGUAUUGAAGAAAGUCCGACAAGUGAGGGCGUUGCUCAGGCCUUCUUAAGCUUACGUCCUCGCUUAGAAGAUGUGCAUAUGAGUUGGCAUGCUGUGGUAGGCUCUACGCUGCGUGCUUUGCGUAUCACUGAAUCCUCCAAGAGUAAGUCGAAGGGCCGGUUAGGACGUGUGCCUGUAGCGCCUACCAUGGUCGAACCGAUGCGCCGACCUCCUCGCUCGGAUCUGUCCUCGAGCGAAUCUACGUUGGACUCCGAGCGACGCGAUAAAUCGCGUGCCGAGCCUGCACCCAAGGAACUCAGUGCUGUCGAUGUGGCUAUUAUGCCAACGCAACGAAUCCCCCGCUAUGUGUUAAUGUUACGUGACCUAUUGUCACAUACCAGCCCUGAUACCGCGGCUUUCUCCGCGUUGGAAACGGCACUACAAUCUGUGCAAGAACUGGGCCGCCCAUCGCGCUGCUUUUCUUUCUGGCAGGAUUUCCGCAAGUGCUACAUUUCCUCGGACUCGCCGUCUGAGUGCUCGCUGCAGAAGGAUGACUACCUUGAAUGCUUGCACCAUACGAAGGAGCUUGAGCGCGCGCAUGCGCUGCAGAGCCGCAUGAUUGAGGUCCAGCAAGAAGAGUCGAAGCAAGCGCGUGAAAAGGCUAAGGUCAAUGGCCUGAGUGGUCUGCGUCUCGGCUUGAUUAACAUUGAUGAGAUGGAGUCGGACUCGAAGGACGAGCCUGCGAAGUCGGAGGACGGCCAGUCGGAGGACGGCCAAUCGGAGGACGGCCAGUCGAAGGACGAGCCUGAAGAGGCUGCACCUGACGCUGAGCAGGAGUCGGAGGAGGCGCCUGCGUCGGAAGACUCGUCGGGCGACGACAAGGACGAGGCCAAGGAGGACGAUGCGUAG